GAGAGAGAGAGAAUCCGGCUGCUGCCUCUGAGCUGCCCGCUCCUGCUGAGGGGAAGAGGAGGAAACAUGAGCUCCAGGAAAGUGAUGGCCAUCCAGGCCAGAAAAAGGAGGCCGAAGGGGAAGAAAGACAGAACGGGUAACCAUCGUAGGCCUGAGACCCAGCAGAAAGCCCCGGUGAGUGCCCCUCCUCCCCCGCCGCCCCCUCCGCCUCCCCCUGAGCCGGCAGGGCCCCCGGAGCCAGAGGAGGAGAUCCUGGGCUCCGACGAUGAGGAGCAGGAGGACCCCGCGGACUACUGCAAAGGAGGGUACCAUCCGGUGAAGAUCGGGGAUUUGUUCAACGGGAGGUACCAUGUGAUCAGGAAGUUGGGGUGGGGCCAUUUCUCCACCGUAUGGCUAUGCUGGGACAUACAAGUGAAGAACUUUGUGGCGAUGAAGGUGGUGAAGAGCGCCCAGCAUUACACAGAGACGGCCCUGGAUGAGAUCAAGCUGCUGCGAUGUGUGAGAGAGAGCGACCCCGGCGACCCCAACAAGGACAUGGUGGUUCAGCUGAUAGAUGAUUUCAAGAUCUCUGGAGUCAACGGCAUACAUGUGUGUAUGGUGUUUGAAGUGCUAGGUCACCACCUGCUGAAGUGGAUUAUUAAAUCCAACUACCAAGGUCUGCCGCUGCCAUGUGUCAAGAGCAUUAUCAAACAGGUGCUGCAGGGUCUGGACUACCUCCACACUAAAUGUAAAAUCAUCCACACGGACAUCAAGCCAGAGAACAUCCUGAUGUGUGUAGAUGACGCCUUUGUUAGGCGUAUGGCCAUGGAGGCGACCGAAUGGCAGAAAGCUGGAGCCCCCCCACCGUCUGGAUCAGCAGUUAGCACAGCCCCCCAGCUCAAACCGGUGGGAAAGAUCUCCAAGAACAAGAAGAAGAAGCUGAAGAAGAAACAGAAGCGGCAGGCAGAGCUGCUGGAGAGGCGCAUGCUGGAGAUCGAAGCCCUGGAGAGGGAGGCGGAGAAGAAGGAGGAGAGAGCCAACGACGGAGGAGAGAAAGGGGAAAAUGACAGCAACCGGUCUUCACCCCUGCAGCCGCCGCCACCGCAUCUGGGCCCCAGCAUGGCUCUGGGAGAGAGCGACGAGGAUGAUGACGACGAGGAGGAUGGGGAAGAUGAGGAGGAGGAGGAGGGAGGAGAGAGGGACAGGGACAGGGACAGGGAGAGAGAGAGGGACAGGGAGAGGGAGAGGGAGCGGGAGAGGCCCAUCAGGUUGACUAAUCAUACAUGCGCAGCGCCUCCCCAGGAGCAGAGCGAGACACCCCACAUCUCAGAUGAUGACCCCGAUGAUGAGGAGGAGGAGGAGGAGGAGGAGGAGGAGGAAGAGGAAGAGGAGGAGGAGGAGGUGCCCACGCCUACCGCUGAAAAAGAUGGCCCCAGUCCCCCCACCACAGAUGAAGGAAAUGUAGAUCCAACACAAUCAGAGGUAGAGGACAAGGAGGGGGAGCAGGAGCAGGAGGAGGAGGGACUAAAAGAUGCAGAGGAUAAGGAAGAGGCAGAGGAGAAGGAGGAAGAGGAGAAAGACACUGAAAGAGAGGACAAUGAGACAGAGGAGCCAAAGAGUGAGAGCAAAACAGAGGAGGAGGCAGUGGUAGAGGAAGUGGAGUCAAAGGAGCAGGAUGGGGAGGAUGAGGAGGACGACGAGGAUGAGGAGGACGAGGAGGAGGAGGAUGAUGAGGAAGACGACGACGACGACACGACCACGGAACUCCUCACGGACACCACAUCCCCCCAGGUCAAACCCCACAACAACAAAAGCAAUUCCGCCAAAACCAACGGUCACAUUCUGUUGGGAUCUGAGGGACUGAAACUGAAGCCCGGCAAUCCUCCGCCUCCCUCGCCCACCUCCGGUACUCUCCUCUGCCCCCUGGUGGAGUCCGAGCUCAGCUACACGGACAGGGACCACUCUCUCAGCUCCGGCUAUGAGAUGUACAACGGCGACCUGGUCGAGCCGGGGCUGACCAACGGUGGCAGUAACCGCCUUGCGGCCAUCAUGCCUCUCUUCCCCGAGCUGCCCCUGGAUCCUCUGCCGGGAAACCCCAUUUCUGUUGGAACGGCAGACAUCGGAGCAGGCCCGUCACCCAACAGCCCCGCCGCUGACCGCAGUCGCACUGUGUCGUCCUCGAGCACGGGAGACACACCCAAAGUCAGGGCCAGAGCUGCAGAUCUCCUGAUCAACCCACUCGACCCGCGCAACUCCGAGUCUAUUCGAGUUAAAAUCGCUGAUCUUGGAAAUGCCUGCUGGGUGCACAAGCACUUUACAGAGGACAUCCAGACGAGACAGUACCGCUCCAUUGAAGUCCUGAUAGGAGCUGGUUACAGCACCCCUGCAGACAUCUGGAGUACUGCCUGCAUGGCUUUUGAGCUUGCUACUGGAGAUUACUUGUUUGAGCCCCACUCUGGAGAGGACUACUCCCGUGAUGAGGACCAUAUAGCCCACAUCAUAGAGCUGCUGGGCUGUAUUCCGAGGCACUUUGCACUCUCCGGAAAAUAUUCCCGGGAGUUCUUCAACCGAAGAGACCACAUCGCUCUGAUCAUGGAGCUCCUUGGGAAGGUCCCACGCAAAGUGUUCGCUGCCGGGAAGUACAGCCGAGAGUUUUUCUCCAAGAAAGGAGAGCUUCGGCACAUCACCAAGCUGAAGCCGUGGUCGCUGUUUAACGUGCUGGUGGAGAAGUACGGCUGGGCGCAUGAAGACGCCGGCCAUUUCACGCACUUCCUUCUGCCCAUGCUGGAGAUGGUGCCCGAGAAGAGGGCAUCGGCGGGCGAAUGCCUCAACCACCCUUGGCUCAACUCGUAGCCACGAUCUCCGAUGAGGCGCCCUCCUCCCGUUGUCCAGUUAGCCCAAACACCCCCCCUCCCCUCCCCUCCCCUCCCCUCCCAGGUGGAAGGCAUCCUGUGGAACAACAGCAUGGAGAGAAGCUGGAGACAAACAGUCAGAGUAGAUGAUUCAGACGUAUUCUUUCCUGCCCUAUCCCUCGCAUCCAUUACAUGCUUAUCCGAGUAGGCUUCUUUUCCCAUAAGGAAUGUAAAGACGAGCUUAUGGAGAUGACAUAGUAGCUGUGUCUUCCGAAACAUCUCCCCAAAAAAGAUCAUUUGAAGAUGGAUGCUGCUCACGUAAAACAGGGGAGAAGUCAGGCUCUGUCUGAAAGAGAGACGUGCUUUCUUCUGCCGUCAAGAUGUCAGCCAGUCCCUUCCAUCUAACCCCCCCCCCACCCUCCUCCCACCACCCAAAUCCUCAGUUUUACCGUGUCUGGAUCCAGUCAUGGACCACUGACAGCUGCUGAUCUUUUCAACGACGUGAAAGAAAAGCCAACGAGGAGCUCCAUCUGCCAUGACCUUUACACAGCCAGGGCCUCAAAGACAGACAAUGUUUUUGUGUUGUUUUUUUUUUAGAGGGAUAACGAGCGCAUGUGCCAGUGCUCCACAUCUGCCUACAUAGACCCUCGUCCCCUCUCUCCAGCCCUGUUGCCCCAUCCUUGCCUCCCUCACCCUGCUAUGGAAGAGAGCACCCACAUCGGACUAAAAGUUUACACCCCUGAUUUCUUCCAAAAAAAUCCAAACCCCAAAAGCCCCUCCUCACUGUUUGCGCCCCCCCUAAUUGAGCUGCAUGCUCCUACUGGGCCACCUCAGAGAACUGGAGGGCAGCCAGUCCUCCAGGGGGCACCACACUGACAGUUGCCACUCUGACAAAGACGGACAGAAAAAGUGUGGGAUGAGCAAAAAAAAAAACAGAAACAAAAAUACAAUCAAUUCAACACGGAGGAGGAACGCUUGGUCUUUAGAGACCGUUUUUAAAAUGCAUGGGGAGACUGAUGGAUCAGCAUGAACGGAUAUGACAAACGGACGAUGGUCGCGAUAUCUUAUUUGUGCAUUUCGCUGGUUCCUUUCCUUCUUUCAUCACCUCUCUUGGACAUUCUGUUAGAAAGAAUUGUGUCAGGAUAUUUUGGUAAAUAUGUUACAACCUCUUUUGACAUUCCUAAAUCUUGGUCCUCUGCCACCAUUCCUGACUUUUAUUCCUGUACUAUUCCCCCCCUAUAGAGGAGCCCUUCGAUCCCCAAGCUACUCCAGAAAAGGGGAACGGUCACGUGGAGCUUGCACUUGUCUUUGUAGAUGUCCUUCAGGGAUUUGAAACCUUUGUACAUACAACUGAGAUCUUGCAACGCAGAAAAGCGACCGUGGACAAAGUUUCAACAUUCAAGCAUCAUUCCAAAACAAAAAACAGAGGCUGUUGUUGGCAUAUUUUGAUGUCCUCUGAUAGUGGGGGGGGGUCCUCUGAUACCCUGGAGGAAUGUUCAGACUGAACUGUGCCACCUGGUGGCUGAAUGAGCGUACUGCGUUGCCACACACUGCUGCCGCUCUCAGUGCCAACGCUCCAAAACGUUCCACUAUAUCUCCCUCUCCACUUAAUCUCUAUUUCUCUCUUUCACACUCACACACACACACACACACACACAAAAUCACAAUUAGUCCAGUUGCCUAUUUUUCGCAAUAAAUGAAAAAAGAUAACUAUAAGUAAAUGGUGAGAUAUUUUUAAAAACUAUUUAAUUCAUUAAAAAAAGAGGGAAAAAAAAAGAAAACAACUUUUCUCUGGUUGUUGUGACCGUGACAGAAUCUCGUCUUAUACUGAGGUGAUUGUGUUUGUCUUUUAGAGAUGUUUUUAUUUCUUUCGUCAUUAUUGAAAGGUUAUUUUUUUUUUUUUUUUUUUUUUUUUUUAAUAAACACAGGUGUCACCUCUCCCCUCUUUCCUUACUUGAACCGUGCUGCUCUGUCUGGGCUCUUGAUGGCGAUAAAAAAAAUAAAAAAAAGAUCUACAGUUUUGCAAUAAAGGGUACGUGAUGAGUUUUUAGUUUUUUUUGCACCCAAACCUCCUGAUCUCACUCGUUCAGCCAUGCCGACUGUUCUUCCUGAUGACAUUGACAGAAUUGCGUCUCUUGUCUGUGUUUUUCAUUGACAGAUUUAAUAAAAUUGUAAAUAAAUGGA
Molecule: messenger RNA, 5015 nt
Organism: Anarrhichthys ocellatus (wolf-eel)
Lineage: Eukaryota; Metazoa; Chordata; Actinopteri; Perciformes; Anarhichadidae
Gene: srpk2
Product: SRSF protein kinase 2
Exons: 18
Coding region: 67-2832 (921 amino acids)
Biological process (GO): spliceosomal complex assembly; peptidyl-serine phosphorylation; intracellular signal transduction
Cellular component (GO): cytoplasm; nucleus
Molecular function (GO): ATP binding; protein serine/threonine kinase activity
Source: RefSeq, a predicted model, not a curated record